This is a messenger RNA of Drosophila gunungcola (fruit fly), 2327 nucleotides long. RefSeq lists its product as uncharacterized. The transcript has 4 exons. The coding region runs from base 1098 to 2282 and encodes 394 amino acids. NCBI's taxonomy places the organism in Eukaryota, Metazoa, Arthropoda, Insecta, Diptera, Drosophilidae. The record is from RefSeq and is a predicted model, not a curated record.
AUUAUACAAAAUUUGACAAGGCAAACAAAGCGUGAAAUUAUUAUUAAUAAAUUGAUGCAAUCGCGAGGGGAGAUGAGUCAAAAAAAGGAAGGGCAGCAAUUCAAAGUCAAUUGUAGCAACCCCUAACCAACGACAACCCAGGAACAAGUGUAACACUUGAGGGAUUGCCCGUUCCCGGCUAAAUACCAAGGAAUUUUUGCGUUCAACGCCCAUUGCCAGCAGAUUAGCGCCCCUCGUCCGGAGACCAAAUUAAUUUGGAACGGAUAUUGCACGGACAUCGGGUGCGGAAGUCGGAAAGUGGGCUUCUACCUGAGGGUUGACUUCGCCCCUUGUUGCUGAUGUUUUGCUAGUUUGGUGUACAAUAUGUUUUGAUGAAUUUGUGACACUUCAUGCCGCAUUAGAUCGCUUUCCGUAUGCACAUUUAAUCCUAGGGGUUGCUCGCCAAAGUGCCUUCACGUGGCAGCGAUUAGCGCAUCAGUAAAGUCCUGGCUAUCUUUGCUUAUACAUAUAAGCCUUGAUCUUAACUCCUUAAGUUGAUCUUUCCGUCACCUGUGGUGUGGGAAAUUUGCUUAGUCUAUUAAAAUGUUUUAUUUAGACCCUGCCACGUGCGUUAUGCAAACUUUUUCCCAUAGAGAGUCACCAUGCUCAUCCAUCGACUGAGAUUGACUACCCGGAUCCCUCCCCUUACCCAUUGUAUGUCAAAUCGCUAUGACAAAUUAAUUGAAUUUUGUCACCAUUUCUGGCAUUUUUCGCAGUUUUUCGACAUUUUUUCCGGGCUGAACUAGGGCAGAAUCCAAUAUAUAUUAGGUCAUGAUAGAUGGGAUUUAGCAGCAAAUAUAGCAGAUGUUUUCAGAGCUACUUAACAGUUCUCAGUUUGUGCGAAUUAGAAUUGUACUCUAAUUGACUUAUCUUAGGUAACUUGAAAACCAACAAUCAUGUUUGCCUGACUUCAUAAAUUUCAAUCAUAUAGCCUCAUGCCCUAUCUACGCACUUAUCGAUUCUUGUGUACAGCGAUAGGAAAAGUAUUUUCUGGGUUUUCUUAGUUGCCAUAAAGUUGGCGGGCCAAGUUUAGUUGUCCGUUGGUAGAAGUCAGAAGAAUGUCGAACCCGAUUCUAGUAACGCAGCUGUCUCAAGACGUCUCUUUGCCAAACUGGCUGGAUCAGCAGGAUCUCGAACAGUUGGUGAGGCAAGAGAUUCCGGAUUUUAGAAAAAUCGAGAGCUUGCGCAGUAAAUGGGAGGUUCAACUGUCCCAGCCCACUCUCUGUGUUCAGCUUCAGGUGCUCGUGGCAGAAAAAAAGAAACGCCAAGUGAAUUACCUAAUCAAGUCCGAAGAAUCGGUCUCCGUUGGGUUAAAAGUACCCAUUAAAGGGGAUUUCCAAGUGGAGCGUCACAUGCACGAGACCGUACUGCCCGCCCUGGAAGAGCUCUAUGGAAAUGCGGACAAGAAGAUUCACUUUAGUCCGUCAAUCGUCAAGACCACACAGAAAUCGAAACAAAUUUAUUUAGACUACGUCCUAAACAAGGGCUAUGCCGUGGCCAAUAGCCUCAAAGGCUUGUCCGUAAGCGCCAUGGUGGGAGUUCUUUCCAAACUGGCUGCCUAUCACGCCGGGACAGCCUGCUAUAUAGAGAGGAAUCCCGGCAAGAUAAGGGAGCUUCCAAAGCUCGGAGAUCUCGCGAAAUUGGGUGAGCAUGGUGACGAAAUCAAGGGCUUGUAUCAAAUGCGAUUUCACGAGAGUCUACGAUCGAACAAUGUCAGAGAGUACGAAGAUAAGGUGAAAUCAUUUCAAAGAUAUGUGAAAGCUAAUGCAGACAUUGUGGAUUCGAGGAAUUCCUUCAAUGUUAUACUAAAUGGAUCCUGCUGGCCAAGCAAUGUGCUCAUUCAAGUCGAUGCCUUUGGGAAUGUAAAGGAUGCACUAUUCAGCGACUUUUACGCAGCUAAAUAUGGUCCAGCUGUCUACGAUCUUUUCAGUUUACUUCUCACAGCUCCGGCUGAAAAACCUAGCAGAUUUGACGGCUUCGUGAAGUACUACCACGAUAAAUUGAUUGAAAAUCUGAACCUUCUAAAGUUCCGAGGAAAGAAGCCCAGUCUCACGGAUCUUCAAUUGGACUUGCUAAAAUAUGGUCAUUGGGCUUUCGAGUCUGCCACGGAAAUCCUACCGAUAAUGCUCUCGGAUUUUGCCAGCAACGACAUUGAUGAGCUCUUUAAGAAUCCUGUGUUCGGUGAGCAAAUUAGAGAAUUACUGCCCUGGUUGGAGAAUCGUGGAUACUUUGAAGAAGACUAGACACUUUUACGCAGCAUGUAAAAAAAUAAAAUAAAUAUUAACCAG